Molecule: messenger RNA, 3092 nt
Organism: Jaculus jaculus (lesser Egyptian jerboa)
Lineage: Eukaryota; Metazoa; Chordata; Mammalia; Rodentia; Dipodidae
Gene: Dnaja4
Product: DnaJ heat shock protein family (Hsp40) member A4
Exons: 8
Coding region: 57-1340 (427 amino acids)
Biological process (GO): protein refolding; response to heat
Cellular component (GO): cytoplasm; cytosol
Molecular function (GO): ATP binding; Hsp70 protein binding
Source: RefSeq, a predicted model, not a curated record
GCGACGGGCGUCGCAAGGGACCCUGCACGCCCAAGCCGGCGCCCAAGGCCCCCGACAUGGCCCGGGGCGGCAGUCACAACUGGAGCUCGGGGGAGUCGGACGGGCAGCCCGAGGAGGAGCCGGCGCCCGAGGACAGCGGAGACAAGAUGGUGAAGGAGACCGAGUAUUAUGACAUCCUGGGGGUGAAGCCCAGCGCCUCCCCGGAGGAGAUCAAGAAGGCCUAUCGCAAGCUGGCACUCAAGUACCACCCGGAUAAGAACCCGGAUGAGGGCGAGAAGUUUAAACUUAUAUCCCAGGCAUAUGAAGUACUUUCAGAUCCAAAGAAAAGGGACAUUUAUGACCAAGGCGGAGAACAAGCAAUUAAAGAAGGAGGCUCUGGCAGCCCCGGCUUCUCCUCACCCAUGGACAUCUUUGACAUGUUCUUUGGUGGUGGAGGACGGAUGGCUAGAGAGAGAAGAGGCAAGAAUGUUGUACACCAGUUGUCUGUAACUCUGGAAGACUUAUAUAAUGGAGUCACAAAGAAAUUGGCCCUCCAGAAGAAUGUAAUUUGUGAGAAAUGCGAAGGCAUUGGUGGGAAGAAGGGAUCCGUGGAGAAGUGCCCACUGUGCAAGGGGCGGGGCAUGCAGAUCCACAUCCAGCAGAUCGGGCCUGGCAUGGUGCAGCAGAUCCAGACGGUGUGCAUCGAGUGCAAGGGCCAGGGUGAGCGCAUCAACCCCAAGGACCGCUGCGAAGAAUGCAGCGGCGCCAAGGUGAUCCGGGAGAAGAAGAUCAUCGAGGUGCACGUGGAGAAAGGUAUGAAGGAUGGGCAAAAGAUACUAUUUCAUGGAGAAGGAGAUCAGGAGCCUGAGCUGGAGCCUGGCGAUGUCAUAAUUGUGCUUGAUCAGAAGGAUCAUAGUGUCUUUCAGAGACGAGGCCAUGACUUGAUCAUGAAAAUGAAAAUUCAGCUUUCUGAAGCUCUUUGUGGCUUCAAGAAGACAAUAAAUACACUGGAUGACCGUGUCCUCAUUAUUACAUCCAAAUCAGGUGAGGUGAUAAAGCACGGGGACCUGAAAUGUGUGCGCAACGAGGGGAUGCCCAUCUACAAAGCCCCCCUGGAAAAAGGGACUCUGAUCAUACAGUUUUUAGUCGUCUUCCCUGAAAAACACUGGCUUUCUCAGGAGAAGCUUCCUCAGCUGGAGGCCCUGCUGCCCCCUCGGCAGAAGGUGAGAGUCUCCGAAGACAUGGAGCAGGUGGAGCUGAAGGAGUUCAACCCCAGCGAGCAGAACUGGCGCCAGCACCGGGAGGCCUACGAGGAGGAGGAGGACGGGCCCCGCGCGGGAGUGCAGUGCCAGACAGCCUGACGGGCGGCGCAGUAAGGCCUGCUGGACUAGCACGUGAUGAAUGUAACGUUGGCACAAUGAAAAUGGCAUCACUUUACUGGCCUCGUGUUUGGGGUGUCCUGUGUAUAUGUUCAGCAUUCUCCAUUGCUGAGUGUCUUUUGGGUUUUCUUUUGUUUCUCUUCUGAUUGUAAUUUAAGUUAUAGCUGAUUUCUAUUUAAAUGUUUUAAGUUCACUCGCCUCUAGUCUGCAUACGGAAUCUGUUCAUUUCUACCUGCAGAACACUGGAGAUGCCAGUGCGGCCCCAGCACUUGGUGCUGCUAGUGGCUUUGCCUUGGUUCAGUUCCACGAAGCACGGCCCAGAGAGCCACACUUGGCCCCUAACCAACACCUGGGCACCAAGUCCGUGUCCUGGCCUGUCCCUAGUCUCUGGAUUCUCUUCCCUCCGUCCUGUGGCAGAGCCAUUGAGGCAUGAACUCAGGUCUGCUACUGACAUUUCUGAAUUGAGAUUCUAGAACCUCUUGAGGAAUAAAAGCUCAGUGGAAUGGACUUGGUGCCCCGUACCUGGUUCAUACCGAGUGGGCUGCACUCAUGAGCUGUCCUGCCCUCCUGCGUGCUUAGAGCGAGUUGUGGGUCUGCCUGUCUCUCCUGGAAGGUUUGAACUUUCCAAGCCCCGUAAUGAGGACAAACCAGGGUUUGAAAUGACAAGCUGAUAAAAGCCAUUUGCCUGUGACCCCACACUUUGGCUUUUGUGGUUUGGAAGCUUUUCUGUUGAUAACCUUUGUAAUGGUCUCCCACCCAAGUGCUUACUUGUUUAGAAGGUGAAACCCUUCCGUGUCCCAGGCAGCCUCAGGGCAAGAGCAGAGCCCAAGGGAGGACGCUGGGGGUUUGUCCCUACAGCACAGCCAGCCCCAUGUCUCUGACUGGUGACCCUGGAUGGCUUGAGGUCUAGAAUGAUAUUAAAAUUUCAGUAUUUUCCACCUCAUUCUCUGAUUCAGCUCUUUUCCAAAGGACGUUCCUUACUGCCCCGGCCAUCUUACAAAGGGCUUCUUGCUCAAGUGAUACUGGGCGAGAAUGGAACUAACCCAAUUCUAGUUUUCAUCAACUGCCACUGACAAUGAUAGCCCCCUUUGCAGGGGAGAGCUUACUCUACUCCUGGCAGCGACAGAGACCCUGCACCUUGAGUCAGGCUUACCUCAGUCUUUUAGCCAUUAUUGCUCAUUUCUUCCCCACAAACGAUGAUUUAAAAAAAGAAAAAAGAAAGCAGCCCUGCCUUUUAGGCUGCUGGGUUAACUAUUAGAUCUUAACCUGUCAGAUCCACCCACAUUUGAUCUUAUAGCAGCUGAGAGUUUGACUCAGACCAAGGACUUCCCCUAGGAGUGUCAAAGGGCAGAAGAGACCCAUGGCAGGUGGAACUCAAGGCUGGCUGGUUGGACCAGACUCCCCCAAAAACACUGCUGGCUAGUAGAAUAUAAUUUGCUUAAAGUACAGAGAGCCCGCUUGUGCCUGCCUUAACCAAGGGUAGACUUCCAGCUGAUUCUUCCAACUAAGCCCUUGUGAAAACCACUUCAUACAUGGACCACAGCUCCAGGGUGUUGUUUCCGUGCUGUGACUUUCUAAUAAAUUUCUGCUAGAGAACUACUGUUUAGUUGGUGAUGGAACAAAAUUUGUAUCAGCUCCUCUUUCCUAUGUAAGUAGACUCUGAAGGGUGUUGCUUAAACUUUUAUUCCACCUGUACAUCUGUCACCUUACAAUUAAAGCUGAGCUGGUAUGAGA